Molecule: messenger RNA, 1506 nt
Organism: Serpula lacrymans var. lacrymans S7.9
Lineage: Eukaryota; Fungi; Basidiomycota; Agaricomycetes; Boletales; Serpulaceae
Exons: 5
Coding region: 1-1506 (501 amino acids)
Source: RefSeq, a predicted model, not a curated record
AUGUCUGUUCUCGACAACUCUGUCUUACCACCUGACACUUCAGGUUCCCAUGGCCAGGCUCCUUCCGAGUCUGACUUUGUCUUGCCAUUCGCGAACACUUCCUCAGCUCAGGUCGCGAGCGUCAACGCAGGACAGGCUGAUGCGCUCCCUCCUUUGCCUGUUCCCGACAACUCUGCCUUACCACCUAGCACUCCAGGUUCCUGUGGCCAGGCUCCUUCUGAGUCUGACUUCGUCUUGCUGUCCGCGAACACUUCCUCAGCUCAGGUCGCGAAUGUCAACGCAGGACAGGCUGGUGCGCUCCCUCCUCCUGUCUCUCUCCCUCCUUCCCAUGUUCCCUCAAAAAGACCGCAAGGUGAACAAGAAAAUGAAGACCGACCUGCUCGUAAGGUUCGGAUAAUUUACAGAGACUCGAGCUCUGUGCAGGUCACACCUCAAAGGGAAGCCACACCGUCGCCACUGGUACCAUCGUUAACACCAACUCCCGUGCCACAAGCUCAAACUGCCACUACUUCAUCAUCGCAAACGGUGAUACAGCUUACCAGACCUAUCUCUCAAGAGGGUCCCCGCAAAUUACCUGGCUCAGCAUUCCAAUGCCCAACACCACACACCGUGGAUCCAUCCCCUCAAGUUCAUGCUUCAGUAGAUCGACGCUCUCAAGAAGCUAACCUAUUGGCAACAUUAAGUGCAUAUAACAGAUCUGAACCAACAUUAUUCCUGUUCGCAAACCCCAACGCAAACCCCUCCCAGCGCUUUACCAGGGACAAUGCAACACUCACGCAGCCCUUUUCCAGGGACAAGUGUAGACCCAAACCAGCAUGUUUCCUACUUGCAAACACCAACGCAGCCCCCUCCCAGCGCUUUGCCAGGGACAAUGCAACACUCACGCAGCCCUUUUCCAGGGACAAGUGUAGACCCGAACCAGCAUAUUUCCUACUCGCAAACACCAAUGCAGCCCCCUCCCAGCGUUUUGCCAGGGACAAGUACAAACCAAAACCAACAUUAUUCCUACUCGCAAACCCCAACGCAAACCCCUCCCAGCGCUUUACCAGGGACAAUGCAACACACAUGCAGCGCCCCCCCAGGGACAAGUAUAGACCCGAACCAGCAUGUUUCCUACUCACAAACACCAAUGCAGCUUCCUCCCAGUGCUUUUCUAGGGACAAGCACAAACCAAAACCAACAUUAUCCCUACUCGCAAACCCCAACGCAACCCCCUCCCAGCGCUUUACCAGGGACAAACAUGUACCAAAACCAAUCUUUUCCCUACUCAAUGGGCCGGGGUGGGGCACUUUUUCAAGCACAACCAUAGGACAAGGUCAAGCUGAUCUCUACUUGAGCACCAAUCACAGUGCUACGCAAUCACAAACACCACCUCAUGGUUCUCUUCCUGGCAUGAGCUAUGCUCAAAGCCAUCUACUAGCUACUACUAUGAACAUGCUCAACAUGCUCGAACACAAAGCGGACGUGGGGGUGAACCCACCCAUCAGAGUAGUUUCGCCACCAUAA